GAUGUCCUGGUUCAGCUGAACUAGAAGGGCCAGGGUUGGAAAGAGCAGGUAGUCGAGCCGUGGGCGGCGCGAGAAGUGGAACGAAAGGUACCCGGUCAGUGGGAAGAUGCCCGGGCUUGGAACGUUGCAGAGAUCGGAGCAGCGGCGCAGGUACUGGACCCGCACUGGCUCUGUGGAGGGACCGUCUGGUAUGUGCGUCCCUGUCCUUCCGGGGCGUGGAAGGUGCCCGGGACCCAGCCAGCAACCAGUUGAGACGUUCUUUCUGGAAGCUCUCGGCCCUGAGGGCUCUCGCCUGGGGUGGCGAUCCCGCUAUGGCGUUCCGGAGGACUGAGGGCACAUCCAUAAUCCAGGCCCUGGCCAUGACGGUUGCGGAGAUCCCUGUGUUCCUUUACACGACGUUUGGGCAGUCUGCCUUCUCCCAGCUGCGGUUGACACCAGGCCUGCGGAAGGUCCUCUUUGCCACCGCCCUAGGCACUGUGGCCUUGGCCCUGGCCGCCCAUCAGCUGAAGAGGCGACGGCGGAAGAAGAAGCAAGUCGGCCCCGAGAUGGGAGGCGAGCGUCUGGGCACAGUGCCCCUCCCCAUCCUCAUGGCCAGGAAGGUCCCCUCGGUGAAGAAAGGCUACUCCAGCCGGAGGGUCCAGAGCCCCAGCAGCAAGAGCAACGACACUCUGAGCGGCGUCUCCUCCAUCGAGCCCAGCAAGCACUCAGGCUCCUCCCACAGCUUGGCCUCGAUGGUAGUGGUGAACUCGUCCAGCCCUGUGGCUGCGUGCUCAGGCCCGUGGGACACCAGAGGGAUGGAGGAGUCCGUGACCACUGGUGACGGCAACGCCGAGAGCCUCUACAUGCAAGGCAUGGAGCUGUUUGAGGAGGCGCUGCAGAAGUGGGAGCAGGCGCUGAGCGUGGGGCAGAGGGGGGACAGCGGCAGCGCCCCCGCCCCGGGGGACGGCCUCCGGAACCCCGAGACUGCUUCGGAGGCGCUGUCUGAGCCAGAGUCACAGCGAAGGGAGUUUGCAGAGAAGCUGGAGUCCCUGCUGCACCGGGCCUACCACCUGCAGGAGGAGUUUGGAUCCACCUUCCCGGCUGACAACAUGCUGAUAGACCUCGAGCGGACCCUUAUGCUGCCCCUGACCGAGGGCUCCCUGUGUCUGCGGGCGGACGAUGAAGACAGCCUGACCUCGGAGGAUUCCUUCUUCUCUGCCACCGAGCUCUUUGAGUCCCUGCAGGUCGGAGAUUUCCCCAUCCCGCUCUCCCGGCCUGCCGCCGCCUACGAGGAGGCCCUGCAGCUGGUGAAGGAGGGCAGAGUGCCCUGCCGGACCCUCAGGACAGAGCUGCUGGGCUGCUACAGUGACCAGGACUUUCUGGCCAAGCUGCAUUGUGUGCGGCAGGCCUUCGAGGGCCUCCUGGAGCACAAGAGUCACCAGCUUUUCUUCGGAGAGGUCGGCCGGCAGAUGGUGACAGGCCUGAUGACCAAGGCUGAGAAGAGCCCCAAGGGCUUCCUGGAGAGCUACGAGGAGAUGCUGAGCUAUGCCCUGCGGCCGGAGACCUGGGCCACCACGCGUCUGGAGCUGGAAGGCCGGGGGGUGGUGUGCAUGAGCUUCUUCGACAUUGUGCUGGACUUCAUCCUCAUGGACGCCUUCGAGGACCUGGAGAACCCCCCGUCCUCGGUGCUCGCCGUCCUGAGGAACCGCUGGCUGUCGGACAGCUUCAAGGAGACGGCCCUGGCCACAGCUUGCUGGUCGGUCCUGAAAGCCAAGAGGAGGCUGCUGAUGGUGCCCGAUGGCUUCAUCUCCCAUUUCUACUCCGUAUCGGAGCAUGUUAGCCCCGUCCUAGCCUUUGGCUUCCUUGGACCCAAGCCUCAGCUCUCUGAAGUCUGUGCUUUCUUUAAGCACCAGAUCGUGCAGUACCUGAGGGACAUGUUCGACCUGGACAACGUGCGCUACACGUCGGUGCCGGCGCUGGCGGAUGACAUUCUCCAGCUGUCCCGGCGCCGCAGCGAGAUCCUGCUCGGCUACCUGGGGGUGCCGGCAGCCGGCAGCAUAGGCCUGAACGGCGUGCUGCCCCGAGAGAAUGGGCCCCCAGAGGAGCUGCGGUAGUGGCAGGCAUGGGCCUGGGAGGGGUGGCUGCCUGGGUCUCGUUCCCGUGGGUGUCGGCAGAGAGAAGGCCUUUGGGCUGGCGUUGGAGGCCUCGGUGUCCGACCAUCAGCAGUGGCAGAGCCCAGGCCGUGGUGGCCAAGGGCACUUGCCCCUGAGCUUGCCCCCACCCCAACCUCCAUCACCUAGGAAUACCCAAGGCCUAGGGGGCGAACUUCCUUGGAGAGGGAUGGAGCCCUGAGGGGCCCAGCUGAUUGCCCUUAGCUGUUUGUGGGGAAGCAGAGGCUGGACCAGUGACCAGUGGGGCCCGAGGGAGAGGAAGGUGUUGUGAGGAGAAUCAGGACAGGCAGAGAUGGGAUUCCCUGGGUGUGGGUGCCCAAAACCUCCCGCCACCCUGGGGCUGCUGAGUGGGGCUGGGAGGGUGGAGAUGGAAGAAGUGGUGGCAGGGCUCUGUGAUGAAGGGACCUGGGCUGGACAGUCUCAGAUCCAGGCAUCUGCCUGGCCAGUCCUGACGGCCUGCCGCCACCAGAGAGAAGAUGCAGCUCCAGAGACAGAGGGUGGGAGUCACAGAGUGCAACUGCGGGGACACCUGGGUGGGCGAAGGCCCUGGGCUGUCCAGAGGCCGCCUGCUUUCCUGGCACUCAUGUCUGGGCAGGGAGCGGGCCCUUGAACAAACCCAAGCACCGAAGUGGGACGCUUUCUUCUGACAUUCCCUGGCCCCGCCAAAUACUGUCAUUUCUCCUCCCACCUCUGCCACCACCAAAGAUGGAGGAGGUGUGGCUUCCACUCUUCCCCACCCCACCUCCGCCCCUGCCCCACCCUCUGUGAGCCUGGAACUCCCUGGCUGGUGCUAGGUGCUGAGCUGGAGGCUCUGACCAGAGGUCACCUCGGGCCCUAGGAGUGAAGGGGCCCAGGGGCCAGAUCAGGAGCAGUCAGAGAAUGUAGGCGGCUGGACCAGCAUGAGGACAAGAAACUUGCCUGGCACUUUGCCUUCAACUCAACGCACAAACGCUCUCAAGCCACUGGUCCUGCAGAGGAAGGCUGGCCGGCAUUUGAGGGGUUUCUCUUGGCCCUGCAGACUCACUUCUCUUACAGUGUUUUCAUCUGACAUGGGGUGUUUUAUUUAUUGCCUUAACACUUUAUUUUGAGGUGUGUCCCUUUCCAGGUGGGGAGGCCUGCAAGAGAAACAGACUCCUGGUUCUCCACACUCUGGAGUUGGGACUGGCUCCUCAGACCGGGGGCACCCUCCCCUGAAUGGCAAAGGGGUCCCAGGGGUGGGGUGGUCUUGCCCAUAGGAGUGGGAGGGACAGGGGAUGGGAGAGGGCCCAUUAUCUCUGAGCCCACUCCCUCCCCUACGUGGUCCCUCCCGCCCCCAGGCUGUAGGACCGCUGUGCACUAACCGUGCUUCUGGCUCCAGACCCAGCUCUCUGAGGUCACUGCUCCUGGGUGGCAAGUACCGGGGAGGCCCCUCCAUCCUGACAUUCCGUUCAUUUGCACUUCCCCGCGCUGUGAAUGUAAUCUUGGGCCUGGGCCCCGGCUGCUCUGAUUUGCUCCCGAAUCACCCAGAAGUGGCAUUUUCCUUCUGUCUUUGUUUACACGUCCAUGCACUGCGUCUGGCACUUGGUUUCUUGUAGCUUCCCACUCUUGGACGGCAGGGCGUGUGCACAUCGACUCUGAAUCAAAUAAAUGAUUUCAAUGAUUUCCUUCCACGUUGCCAUGCACGUGUGGCCGUUGCUUCCAGGGGG
Molecule: messenger RNA, 3835 nt
Organism: Hippopotamus amphibius kiboko
Lineage: Eukaryota; Metazoa; Chordata; Mammalia; Artiodactyla; Hippopotamidae
Gene: MIGA2
Product: mitoguardin 2
Exons: 16
Coding region: 312-2093 (593 amino acids)
Biological process (GO): mitochondrial fusion
Source: RefSeq, a predicted model, not a curated record